This is a messenger RNA of Aspergillus pseudonomiae, 777 nucleotides long. RefSeq lists its product as uncharacterized. The record is from RefSeq and is a predicted model, not a curated record. Gene Ontology annotation, biological process: mycotoxin biosynthetic process. The transcript is spliced from 5 exons. NCBI's taxonomy places the organism in Eukaryota, Fungi, Ascomycota, Eurotiomycetes, Eurotiales, Aspergillaceae. The coding region runs from base 1 to 777 and encodes 258 amino acids.
AUGGGUGGAUAUCGGGAUGAGCAGGUGCUAGGGAAUAUUGAAUUAAGCAAGGAAAACUGGCAAGUGCAUGGCAAGGAUUCCUACGGCGCAUGGAGUCAGCGCAUUCCAAAAUGGCCCCUUUCCAUCACUUUUCUCUUACUCAUCACAUCACUUGCGCUAUUUGUAGUCACGCUCCCCAGUGUUAGGCAGAGGACAGAGGAUAUUGGGUAUCACCGAGUACACUCUCCGUUGUGGGAUGUCAUGAGAUAUCAGAAUGUUCAAUUCCACGCUCAAAUUGGCAGCACGCCACUGUUCACAGGGUCAGUACCACCAGAGUUAAGCAAAACAUGGGAAGAUGUAGAAAGAGCGGAUCUCAUACUCAUCCACGGACACGACAUGGAUGCUCUUGAUGAGCCGAAAGAAAAUGCGACCAAGCUUGGAAACAAAUACUUCACGCUCAUCGCGGCUUUCCGCCAAUUUCACUGGAUCGAUCUAGUGCGCGAGUUUUGGGUCACCUUGGCAAAUAAGCCGCAUCCGAUUGGUAUAAACUGGUUAAAUGUUGGCCGACUGGUGAUCUGUGCGGUCGAUUGGACCAAAUUGUGGCCUUUGCACCUGGGUCCGGCAGCUUCUGGCAGUGGCCGCGAUAUCCAGUGGGUCUUGCAAAAGGCAUGGGACGAUGAUCCGACCAAGGACCUCGCGCCGUGGUACUUGUUUGACCCGGCUGCUGUCUUAGAGAUCCGGACUACUGAGAAAUUGAAAGACGCUCGCCAGGAAGUCGAGGUGAUGCUGGGGAAGUAA